Messenger RNA from Paramuricea clavata, 7497 nucleotides. NCBI's taxonomy places the organism in Eukaryota, Metazoa, Cnidaria, Anthozoa, Malacalcyonacea, Plexauridae. The record is from the annotation of a GenBank genome assembly.
AUGUCAUUCUCGCUGUUGGACUCUGAUGAUGUCAUGUCAUCCAAAGGUAAUUUUGAUUAAAAACUUUUGUAGUGGGUGCCCGCAUGGAAUUACCUUGGUUAAUGACAGACUUGCUAAUAACUGGGCCGUAGGCUCGUAGCAAGCUUGUAAAAGUUAGGGGGCCGUUUCCAGGCAUAGAUUUUCUGGAGUGUGUGUGCCCCCCCCUAUAAAAUAUUGGCGGAAGGCAGACCGCCCACUCACCCAACUCCCCCCCCCCCCCCACCCCCGCGCUUCCUACCACCCUGGCUAAUAUUUUUGCUAAUUAUUUGUCGUCUGUUGUUUUUAUUUUAGGUAGCCACACAGUUGGAGUUGUUAAAGGCCAAGAAAGUUAUGAAUUAUUAAAGGAUUCAUUUUCAGAACUAUUUUCGGCAAUUGACAAAAUAGUCAAGGAAGGGAAAAUAACAGUAGAUGAAUGUGAAAUUCCUGUUGAAAUAUUCCUUGGUGGUGAUUACAAAGUAUUAGUCAUAAUCAAUGUUAUGGUCUUGUUAGAUUAACUUACAGAACUAAUCUCUAAAUUACCCAGAUGCACCAAAUGUGCUUUUUCAUUAUUUUUAAAAUAAUGAUAAAUCAUUACACUUUUUAGUUUCUGUUGUUACUGUUGGGUAUGAAGGGUGCAACAUCAGACCAUGCCUGUAUCUGGUGCAUCAUUCACAAGAAAUACAGGUGGGACUUUAGGAUGUCUAUUUAAUACUAAUUGAUAUAAAAUUUUCCCUCUGUAUGAAAAUAUAAAAGAGUUGAUGGUGUAGCAUUUUCCAACUGACAGAAGUCAAUACUUUUUGUGCUAUUAGAUUUGACAUGUCUAAGCUGGAGAAGUUCUACUCAGAGAGACCCAUGGCCAGAACCCUUGAAGAGAUAAAGAAAUGUGCAUUAAGUCAAACUCAUUCUUGUGUCCAUCAACCUUUAUUGAACAUUCCAUUGGAAAAUAUAGUUCUGGAUGAAUUGCAUCUCAUGCUCAGGAUUACAGGUGUAGUUUCUACUCAUUUUCCUCCCACAGGGAGCAGCUUGGUUAGUAUAUAUAAGGGGAAACUAAUAUAGUGUUAACCUCAGGAUUCUGCUACAAGGGCCUAGAUAAGGUACCUUGCAAAAUUUCUCUUCCCUAUUUUCACUAAGGGGCUGUCCAUAUGAGCCCGGUAAAGCUGGCUGGCCCGCUUGGUCGGGCUAGCCCGCUUUGCUUUCACAAGAGGCAGGCUAGCCCGGCAAUCAUAUCUAUUCAUAGUAACGAUUUCCUGCAAUAUUUUAGCGGGAAAAUAUAAUUCAUGUUUAUUUGGCAAAAUUUUAUUUCUGUUGACGGCAACAGCUUCAGGAGGUUUAAUUUCGAUAAAUCCCUAUAGUUUGGACAUUUUAGACUGUUUAUCAGUGGAAUAAAGCACGCAAAUUUCCAGCCCGGCUUGCUGGGCUAGCCCGGUUGUGCAUUCAUAUGAGCGCGGCAAGCCGGGAUCUCACCUCGCUCAAGCGAGAUCCUGGCAAACCGGGCUGGCCCGCUUCUCAUAUGAACCCAAUCCUAAAUUAAUAUACAAACAAUAUGUGAAGCGGGAUCUCGGCACUUGAAAACCAGCCCGGCUAGCCCGGCAGAGCAAUGGCUCAUAUGAACAGCCCCUAAAUCCCAUUAAUGCUAUGCACCUGUAUAGUUUUGUAAGAGCUUGGUAACCACUAGGAUACCAUAUUGAUACCAUUUUGAUUGUUUUGGUACCCCAGUGCAUUGCAUUAUGGAAUUUAAUGAAAAUAGUGAAUAAUUAUUUACAUUUUCUUUGCAUGUUCACAGACAUCCUUACCAGGAACCUUGUAACAGCAGCAAUAAACUGGGAUAAAGAAGAUAACUUUAAUAAACGGCCUUGCGAAAGAACAAAUAUGCACCUUGAAGCACUUAUCACUGCAGUUAACAACUGCGGAGUGUGUUUUAAGGUUUGGGAGAAACAAAAUGCUGAUGGGGGAGGAAGUGGCACAUAUGAUUUCACCAGCCUGAUGGGUGGAGAUAAAAAGCUCCUGUUAAAAUACCUUCCAGAAAAAUUAGAAGGUGUUAUUAAGGCAGACUUGAGCGAGAAUGUGAUCAAUCUCUGGAAGGUAAGUUUAUUAACUGUGGUUGUUUUUUUCAGACAGUUGCAAUAUGUAAUUAGCUCAUUGAGCUGCACUGCAUUCAAAUGUAGUCCCAUGUAAUUCACACGAAUUACAAUUCAUAAGCACAGAAUCCAGCCAGGAAGGCUUAAAAUUAAAAUUAAAAUUGUAUAUUUUUAUUUUACAAUUACUGCAGAAUUUCUGUGAUCUAUACUCAAUGCUGGGCAAAAUAGAACCAUCUGAUGAUUUUGUAACUAAUUACUUUGAAAAGGUAUGUUUUCUUUCAAAUUUGAAUGUCUUUUCCAGCGCAUAUUUUUCUAACCUUGGAAAUGUUGGCAUAUAUAUGAGUUGCGUUUUAGGGAUAGCUUCCAUUUAUAGAAACAGGAAGUAGGGUCAGUACUAUAUAUAUAUAUAUAUAUACAAUUCACCUAGAAAUAACUAUACCUGUCACAAGGGUAGUUACUAUUUUUAGAACUAUAUAUAUAUAUAUAUAGUUCUAAAAAUAGUAACUACCCUUGUGACAGGUAUAGUUAUUUCUAGGUGAAUUGGAUAUUGGCUUUUCAAACUUAAAAGGUGGUUCCGUUGAUAUACGUUUUCUAUUUACAUGUACAUUUCAGGCAAAGAAAUGGAUACAACUUUUUAAUUCUCUGAGCAGUGUUUAUGAUGGGUACGCCAAAGGAAAUGUCACUCCAUAUAUGCAUGCCAUGGUGUACCAUGUCCCCACAAUGAUGCGAAAGCACAGUGGUAUCAAGAAAUUCACAGGACAAGGUUAGUUAUGACAAACAUUACUUUAAUUCCUGUAUAAUAUGUACUGAUAAAGUGAUCAAUACAUGUAUUUUACCAGGACAGGUUAAUAUGGAGAUACUGAUUUAUUCUAUAUAUUUAAAUUAUGUGUGUUACAGCAACGUCCUAAAAUGUCAAUACAAAGUUUCUCAAUAGGCAUUUGAGGUGCGUCAGUCAAUUUACCAUCUUUAAAGAUUUGGUGCUUAGGAGUCCAACUAAGCACUGGUUUAAUUUUAAGCUGUUGUAUUCCUCGCCCCUCUCCAUGGCCAUAUUUAUCUAAGGUGUACCACCAAUGCUCUGGUAGCCUCAAACGUGCCAAAUCUUUGACUGAGUACAGCGAGAAUCCUUUGUGGUUUGAUUCCCUGCCUUUCCAAUGGAUAAUGUAACGCCAAAGGUCCAAGUCCAUUGGAAUAUAGGUAAGUGCCACAGAUUUUGAUCGAAGGCUCGUCGUAAUGGCCUGGUAAAACUGCCGACAUGCCGUUUCCAAUCGUUCCGGAUGUGGUGUUGGUGGUAUUUCAUAACCUCUAGAAAUUAAAGCAAUUGUUAUUAUUUUAUUGAGUUUUAAAAAAACAUUAGAAUGGCUACAAGUUGAAGUUUAUUCAAAACAGUAAAUUAAAACAAACAAACUAAAUUGAGGGCCCCCUAUACUUUUUGCGUGAAGCGUGAAGGGCUUAUUUUACUUAGCCGUGAAACGUGAUCGGGCCCCCUAUACUUUUUGCGUGAAGCAUGAAGGGCUUAUUUUACUUAGCCGUGAAACGUGAUCGAUGAUUUUCUUAAUCCGUGACUCGUGAAAAGGCAAAAUAUUUUUACGUGAAAUCAUAUUGUGAAGAGGUAUAGGGGGCCUUCUAAAUUUGUUGACUACAUGCCACUGGCACAACCUUGCUCAGCUGUAAUUUUUACCUCAAUAACUCUUCACCAAGAUGGCUUGAAGGUUCCCAUAAACAGGCUGUAAGCGGCCAGGCAUCCCAUUUUAUUAAAUACUCGUAUUCCUAAUUUGAAAAUAACAGCUUAGUGUUGGAGUAUUUUAAUAUAGAGGAGUAGACACAUGGGGUGCUUGUUUGGGUAGAUUCUUUACAAAAAUUCUUGCUCGAUGAAGAUAAUCUAACAAGAACAUCGACAUUACGAGCUAAGAACCUUCGUCUGCAUUAUAGUAUUAAUAUGAAGUGAAAAGACAACAUGACUGAAAAUAAAAAUAUUAACUUUAUACUUACGCCUUUGAUCUUUCGCUUUGAAAUUAUUCUUUCCACGCUGUAUUUCCUCGGAAGAACCUUUCUCUUUUUCCGCGGUGUGUCGUACAAUACCACUGAGGACAAAGAAUCCAAUUGUUGAUAAUCGAGCACAUUUCUUUUUCUCGCCGCCAUAUUGAAUUUACAGGUUUGCAACAGGCUCGCAGGCUAAAAUCAGGGGAGCAACCGCUGUACAACAUGUCUGGCACAUGACCGACAUAGUUGGCGAUGCGGCCGAAAACUCCGAGUGUAUUCAAUGAUAAAUUGACGAACUUGACUUUAUCAUAAUCUGCUUCCUGCUCAUUGAUUAGAUCAAGGUACUUUUGACGCUUACGAUUGGCGUUAACUUGCAGAUUGGAUUCAUAACCGACUGUAAGCUCGAGGAUGUAUAGACAUAUGUUUUCAGUCACCAGAAGAAGGUCAGGUCGUACGUUAUCUCCGGUGAUAACAGAUGGAUUCAUAUAGCCAGGAAUGUCCGCGUAAAGUGUGGAAUUUUUCACAGCAGUAAGUGUGGAUGCGAGGAAAUUUAAAACAGGAUCGUGUCGCCAUGUAAACCGGCCUUCGUCUAAAUAUGUCUUGCAUCCAGCAAUCACAUGAAGCAGCGUUUCAGGUGAGGAGCAGAAAGAGCAAUCGGAUGUUGAUGAUAGUCCACAUUUUGAUAGGUUCUUUCGUGUAGGAAGUGUGUUAUUGAUAUAUCGGAUGGUGAAGUUAAAAAUAUUUUUAGGAAGUUUGCUCUGAGCGGAUGACCAUAAAGAGUUGAAUGUGGAUGUGGAAUGAUUCAUGACACUAGAAAAGAAAGAACCUUGCGAAAUGAGGUGGUUUUGAAGUCUUUGUUCGUUUUCUUUUCUAACUGCCUUAAGUACGUCUUUUGUGUCUUUGUAAAUGUCAUACUGUACGCAGGGCUGGAGCUAUGGGGGGUGUGGGGGGUGUGACACCUCCAAAUAUUCUAUUCCAAGCUUCAGUCGGCAGGACGACUAUUUCAGUCAGCAGACAAAAAUAUUUUUCACGAAUAAAACUACUACCGAUAUGAUUUUCACCUGUUAUGUAAGAAACGGAAAUUUUGGUUACUCGAAAUUUACUCAGCAGGAUAAUCAUUAUAAUCGGUUAGUAAAACAAGCCCAGAUUGACAGUCAAACUACAUAGUGAUACAAAGUAUAUGUAGCAUGUUUGAUAGGUUACCAAAUAUGGCAAUUUAGAACAGGCUUUAUUUAGAACACAACGGGCGUAACUUCAGGGACCACGGAGCAGGGGGGGGGGGCAACAAUUUCCAUACAUAUGUAAUUUUUAUAAACUAAGAAUACUGAAAUCUUUCAGAUCAGUUAACAAUAUAUUUAUAACUUAUUAGUACUUAUUAGUAUAAGUAUUCAAUCUAUUUCUCGUUGGAUUAAACAAAUGACGGGUAAUGUUAGAUUAAGGCCCCGGUUACACGAUACCGGAUUCGUAUCGGAGCGACAUCAAUUUAAGGUGUUUUCCAGUCUUUUCUGCUAUUACAACUUUUCAUAUAUGAAGUUUUUGUUUAAUUAUGUUAUAUUAUCAGAAUUUUAAGUGCCAAAUUCACCUCGAGUAAAAUUGGAUGUCGCUACGAUGCGAAUCCGGUAUCGUGUAACUGGGGCCUAGGAGUCGUCUAUUAAGAAACCUUUUAACAGCAACUAGUAAAUUUUGAUUUCAUUUCCGGGGUUUGGGAGGUCUCAGAUUUCAAAAUUUCCCGGGGGAGCAUUCCCCCGGACCCCUGACAAACUCACGCCUUCGACGUUCGCUAUAGCCCCCUUAAUCCAAAAAUGGCUCCGUAGUUGACCCCCAUCGGAAAUUCCACAAGCUUCCAUGGCUAGCAGGUGGUCGGUGCAAGCUCGUUCGUCAGUCGGUUAAAAUGACCUUACACCCCCUGAAAAAUUUCCUGGGGGUGGUCCUGGCUGUGAGCUCAUAUGAUGAGCAGUUACGUAGAAAGUUCAAUUUUGAGAAUCGACUAAACCAAUUGGUGAAGGAAAUCUCUGACAAGAUCAGCCCAUUGGAGUUCGAGAUUAGACCAGAAGAUUCAAUAAGCAGAGCGGGUUCUCGAAGAAAUAGCCGGUUGCAUGUGAGUUCUGCAGCAAGUUCGGCCCCAAGUUCUGAGAUCAGAAAGGUGAGAGCGAAGCAAGCCGUAGCUCGACUCAAGUUGAAGCAGUUAGAGCACCAGCAAGAGCUAGUUAUGAAAGAGGUAGAAAUGAAGAUGAAACGGGAAAUGGUCGAAGUGCAAAAUGAGAUUGAUCAAGCGGAUCUGGAAGCUGAAAUUUAUGAACAAAAUACCGAGGACAACGAAGUAGAAGAAAACAAAUAUAUGCAUGUUAUAACCAGUUAAACCCUAGUGCAGAGAGUUUCUCACCAGUACACCGAACAAGAGUUGAUUGGAAAAGACGAGAAGAACCCAAUAUCGAUAAAUUACACUUAAAGGAAGAAUGCAAUAUUACACCUUCAAUACCUGCAACAAGUGACAGGCUCGUACUACCAAUCCCGAAUAUCGAAUAUUGUAGUCGAAUUCCUCCCAUAGACCUCGGGAAUGAUAGGAGUGAUUUGAAAAAUCUGGCCACUACUAUCCGACAAGGGUUUGUACUGCCAAAGCCAGAGUUACCGAAGUUUGAUGGAAACCCACUUCAAUAUUGGAGUUUUAUGAGAGCAUUUGAAAACAACAUUGAGCGGAAUACUUCGGACGAAAACGAGAAGUUACUCUACCUCAUGCAAUAUUGUAUAGGAGAUGCGGGUAGGGUUAUCAAAAGUUGUGUUACUACGGAUCCAUCAGUUGGCUAUGACGUUGCAAAUAAAUUGCUCAAGGAGAGGUUUGGUCAUCCGUACACUAUAGCAACAUCCGUACACUAUAGCAACCUCCUUCGUGAAAAGUGUAACGGACGGUGCUUCGAUCAAGCCUGCGGACAGGGUUGAGCUUUUGGCCUUUGCAGACCAGCUGAGGCAUUGUGAAAAUACACUGAAGGCAAUUGGGUACUUAGAUGAAAUAAACAGUGCCGAUAACUUGAAGAGAAUAGUCCAAAGGUUGCCCUACCACCUGAGAGUCAAAUGGUUGGAUAAAGCUCAAGCCUUACUUGAGGCUGGAGAGCGACCCAGACUACACCACAUAUCACAGUUCGUUAUGGCCGGAGCUAAGACCGCCAAUAAUCCCGUGUUUGCUGGAAUUCUUUUCGACGAAAGAAAUCAAAACCGGAACAAGGUUUUUCAGCAGAAACCAGAACAAAAAUCCAACUUUAAUAUUCGAGCAGAAGAAGAUGGAGAGAAGUUGCCGAACCGGGACGAAAUCGUCGUUCCCAAGCCCAAGGAGAACUAUGCAAAAACGGAAUGUCCAUCCUGCGGUGGGUGGCAUUCGCUGACGAAUGCUAAUUAUUUGAGAAGAAACCUUAUGUGGAGAAAAUAA